Messenger RNA from Harpegnathos saltator (Jerdon's jumping ant), 4147 nucleotides. RefSeq names its product importin-7 msk (gene msk). Gene Ontology annotation, cellular component: cytosol; nuclear envelope. The record is from RefSeq and is a predicted model, not a curated record. The transcript has 19 exons. Gene Ontology annotation, biological process: protein import into nucleus. The coding region runs from base 175 to 3354 and encodes 1059 amino acids. NCBI's taxonomy places the organism in Eukaryota, Metazoa, Arthropoda, Insecta, Hymenoptera, Formicidae. Gene Ontology annotation, molecular function: small GTPase binding.
CAUGAUAUUAUGUCACGUGACCGUCACGGGUACCAGCAGCAGUACCAGCGGAGUAGCAGCAGCGGGCAAGCAGGCAAGCAGGGUGAAUGCGCCGGGUCAAGUCCACCGCGAGGUGAAUCAGUUGAAAAAUUCACACGUACUAAUUAACACGGCGAACCGAGUCGAUUCGCAGAGAUGGAUCCGCAGAAACUCACGGAAUUGUUGCGGGCCACGAUCGAUCCCGCCCAGCAGAAACAAGCGGAGGAGCAGCUCAACCAGAUUCACAAAAUCAUUGGAUUUGCUCCAACUCUGCUGCAGACAGUAAUGUCGAAUAAUGUCGAUAUGCCGGUGCGACAAGCUGGUGUCAUUUAUCUAAAAAAUUUAAUCACAUCUAAUUGGGCUGACAAAGAUGGCGAUAAUGGACCUGUAGAAUUUAGCAUUCAUGAACAAGAUCGUGCAAUGAUACGCGAAGCAAUAGUGGAUGCUGUGGUACAUGCACCAGAACUAAUUAGAGUACAAUUAGCCGUAUGCAUCAGUAAUAUGGUUAAGCAUGAUUUUCCUGGAAGAUGGACAACAAUAGUGGACAAAAUUACGAUAUAUCUUCAAAAUACAGACAUGGCAACCUUGCCUGGUGUCCUUCUUGCGCUGCACCAACUUGUGAAAAAUUUUGAAUAUAAGAAAGCAGAAGAGAGGGGACCAUUGAAUGAAGCAAUGAACUUAUUAUUCCCCAUGAUCUAUCAAUUGAUAUUAACAUUAUUACCAGAUUCGUCCGACCGUUCUGUGUUACUUCAGAAACAGAUAUUGAAAAUUUUCUUCGCUCUUACACAGUAUACUCUUCCGCUUGACCUCAUUUCACGAGAAGUAUUUUCACAAUGGAUGGAUGUCGUGAGGCAGGUAGCUGACAGACCUGUGCCACCAGAAACCAACAAUCCAGACUUAGAUGAGGAUGAGCGCGCAGAACUUCCUUGGUGGAAAUGUAAAAAGUGGGCUUUGCACAUUUUACAUAGAAUGUUCGAAAGAUAUGGCAGUCCAGGAAGCGUGACCAAAGAAUAUAAAGAAUUUUCCGAAUGGUAUUUACAGACUUUCAGCGCGGGUAUCCUAGAAGUUCUUUUGAAAAUUUUGGAUCAAUAUCGCAGGAAAAUCUAUGUUUCUCCUAGAGUAGUACAGCAGUCAAUCAAUUACAUUAAUCAAGGCGUGAGCCAUGCAUACUCUUGGAAGUUUUUGAAACCGCAUAUGUUCGAGAUUAUACGCGACGUUAUAUUCCCGAUUCUCUCGUAUUCCGCGGCUGAUGAAGAGCUGUGGAAUAAUGACCCUUACGAAUACAUCCGAGUGAAAUUUGAUAUUUUCGAAGAUUUUGUAUCGCCAGUGACGGCGGCACAGACUUUGUUACAUUCAGCGUGUAGGAAACGGAAAGAUAUGCUGCAAAAGACGAUGCAAUUCUGUUUGGAAGUUUUAACUAGUCCAAAUGCAGAUCCGAGACAAAAAGACGGUGCAUUACACAUGGUUGGCAGUUUGGCCGAUGUUUUACUGAAGAAGAAAGUUUAUAAAGAACAAAUGGACAAGAUGUUAUUGCAAUAUGUAUUCCCCGAAUUUAACAGUCCUCAUGGUCAUAUGCGAGCGAGAGCAUGUUGGGUGCUGCAUUACUUCUCAGAAAUUAAAUUUAAGCAGGAACAGAUCUUAAUAGAAGCAAUCAGAUUAACCACAAAUGCUCUUUUGACUGAUCAGGAUUUACCUGUUAAAGUUGAAGCGGCGAUAGCGCUUCAAAUGAUACUUUCGGCACAACCUAAGGCUCAGAAAUAUAUCGAACCUUUAAUUAAACAGAUAACGCUUGAACUAUUAAAUAUUAUACGGGAAACUGAGAACGAUGAUCUGACGAGCGUUAUGCAGAAAAUUGUUUGUACAUAUACGGAACAACUCAUGCCAAUUGCCGUAGAAAUCUGUCAGCACUUGGCUGCUACGUUCAGCCAAGUGCUCGAGACAGAUGAAGGCAGUGACGAGAAAGCGAUUACAGCAAUGGGUCUUCUGAACACAAUAGAAACUUUGCUAACAGUAAUGGAAGAUCAACCUCAAAUAAUGGCGCAGUUGGAACCAAUUGUCCUCCAAGUAGUAGCUCACAUCUUUGGACAAAGUGUCAUGGAAUUUUACGAGGAAGCUCUUUCGUUGGUAUAUGAUCUCACUAGUAAGAAGAUAUCUGCAGACAUGUGGAAAAUAUUAGAGCUCAUGUAUCAACUCUUUCAAAAAGAUGGCUUUGAUUAUUUCACUGAUAUGAUGCCCGCGCUGCACAAUUAUAUCACCGUCGAUACUCCGGCCUUUUUGUCAAACGAAAAUUAUAUAUUAGCUAUGUUUAAUAUGUGCAAAGCUGUUUUGACUGGUGAUUCCGGCGAGGACCCUGAGUGUCACGCUGCCAAGUUAUUAGAGGUUAUAAUAUUGCAAUGUAAAGGACAUAUAGAUCAGUGCAUACCAUCGCUCGUACAGUUAGUCCUAGAACGCUUAAUGCGCGAAGUCAAAACAUCAGAAUUAAGGACAAUGUGUCUUCAAGUCGUAAUAGCAGCUUUGUAUUACAAUCCUGCCCUUUGUUUAGAAACAAUGGACAGAUUGCAAGCAAAUUUUGCUCAAUCAACGGAACCGCUAGCUUCGCGUUUUAUCAAGCAAUGGAUAAACGACACAGAUUGUUUCCUGGGAUUACACGAUAGAAAAUUGUGCGUUCUCGGACUGUGUACGUUAAUUAUCAUGGGCCCAGCAAGACCGAUCGCUGUUAAUGAAUGUGCUACGCAGAUCGUUCCGUCUUUGAUACUUUUGUUCGACGGUCUUAAACGAGCGUACGCCGCUAAAGUUACUGAUGGGGACGAUGAGGAGAACGAGGAUGAAGAAAGCGAUAUCGACGAAGAGGUCUUGUCGUCAGACGAGGAUGAAAUAGAUGAUGUUAACCAGGAAUAUCUUGAAAAGUUGCAAGACAAAAUCAAGAGAUCCUCUGCGCAGCACGGUUUCAAUGUUAAUGCAACGAUCCAAGAUGGUCAUGGUGAUCACAGAUCCGACGUAGAUGACGACGAUGAUUCAGACUUCGACGGUAACGAAGAGACCGCUCUGGAAAGUUAUGUAACACCUUUAGACUCUGAUGACUCCAAUCAAGAUGAAUAUGUUGUUUUCAAGGAAGUUAUACAAACCAUCGAAAAAACUGACGUCGCCUGGUACAGGGCUUUAACGAGUCUUCUCACCCCUGAGCAAGAGAAAGCACUGCAAGAAAUUAUCUUGUUUGCGGAUCAACGCAAAGCAGCCUUGGAGAGCAAGAGGAUCGAACAGAGCGGAGGUUAUGCCUUUCACUCUCAGACUGUACCCACUUCGUUUAACUUCGGCGGAACACCUUUAAGCCGAUAAGGACUUAUAAUCAUUACAAUUUUAGAUUAAGUAAGUAAACAAAUUACACGGAAUCUGGAUCGAAUGUUUGUAGCACACGAUCAUAUUACAUGACCACUCCGGAGACGUUACGCAUUUCCCGUUUACUAUUUUUGUGUAAACUUAUUGUACAUUAUUAAGGCAAUCCAGCAGAAUCUUGCUUUAAUACGAGGACGCUAACACUUCAUCUCCAUGAGAUCAGUCUUGUGCAUGCCGUUGUUUCAUUAGUCGAGACAGCAGGCUUGCUUUUUAGCUAUCGUGUGAAAAUGUAUAUUCUCUUUUAUACACUUAUACUAUAAAUACGAUCCAAUUUGAUUCGACUGACAUGAUAAUUCUAGCAAGCUAUAAACAUGUUUUCUUGACGAUUAAAAUUCGGUGUAUUUAAUUUUCGGAAUAUUCCGAAUUAAGAAAAUUCCAGCAUGGCUUGCUAGAUAUGUACUCUCGAGGGAAAAAUGUACAUUUGAUAAUAUCGAAUCGUUUUUGUCCAAAAGUUUUAGCAAAACAAGAUGGAUUAGUUUGUAACAAUAGUGUCUGUUAAAGAAAUUAUGUUAAAUUGUUAGUCUAAAUAUAUUAAGAGAAAACUUUUGAGUAUGUAAACUAUGUUACUUGAUAUUACUAAUAAUUAAUAAUCGAGUAAAUAUGCCAUGCUGUACACGGACUCUACUGCAGAUUGUUAUUCUGCGGUAAAGAAAACGAUAUAAGUUGUCAAGUCACAACUAUGUUGCCUCUCAGCAAAUGGAUAGUUAGAUAAGAGUAAUAUAGAUUUUUAAAUAAA